AUGUCAGUUUCUCAUUCUCGAACUUCAACAAUUACUACAUCAAAUUCGAAUCCAUUUCAGAAUGUUAUGAAUCUAAUGCCGAUCAAACUUGAUGAAACAAAUUACCUGAACUGGAAGCAUCAAAUAACUCUGAUUUUGAAGACAUUAGGUCUUCUUCAACACCUUAAUAUCAAUUGUGAUCCACCGGAAUCUGAGGAAGCUAGAACUGCUUGGGACAAAUCAGAUGCAUAUGUAUCAGCUUUCAUCUUUGCAAACUUGUCUUCAUCGCUGAUUCAUUUGGCUCGAGAUUCUUCUAGAUCUGCAGAGUUAUGGCAAAAACAUGAAGAGUUGUUUACACAGCAGGUAUUCGCUAAUCAAAAUUACAUUCGAACUCAGUUUCAUUGUUUAAAACAAGAAGAUAAAUCAGUGAUUCAUUUUUGCGAUGAGACAAAAAGUUUAUUUGAUCAGUUGAUUGCUCUAGGUGAUCGAAUCACAAAGCAAAGUUUGAUAUUACAAAUCCUAAAUGGUUUACACUCAGAUUUUCGAAUGUUUGUCACAAAUAUUGAAAAUUCAGAUUCAAAACCAACAUUCUCUCAACUCAGAGCAAAAUUGCUGACCUUUGAAUCUCGUCUAAAACAAAGUCAAGUCUCACACUCUGUUCCAAUAGCUGCCAUGGCAGCCAUGACUGUACGACCACCUCCACCACACACUGAUUCCUCUUCUCAAAUGACUAUUGUAUGUCAAAUUUGUGACAAACCUGGACACCGUGCUAGUAAUCGUUAUCACCGGUUCAAUUCUGGUGGACGUUGGAGGCCACGUGGUGGUCGUAGUGGUGGUAGAUACGGAAAUCAACGAGGAGGCUUUAAUCAAUCAUCAAAUCGGUGGUCUGCUGAUGGAAUUAGAGGUUAUAGCGCACAUGUCGCAGAUUGUUAUGGAUCGAAUUUUGGAUUUAGGGUUCCUUAUUUUGGGGGAAGUAUACCAGGUCAAGUUGAGGGAAGACCUGAUUCACGAUUACUUGGAGACACUGGUUCUAAUGUUUCUGGGCUUUCACCGAGUUAUAAUAUCCCUAGUGGUUUACCGGGUGUUCUUGGGCCUGUCCCUACUGUUACUGAUGUACAUAGCCCAAAUAAUAAUAAUAAUAGUGGUAUUGGAUCAGCUUUUGGCCCAAAUCACUUUGCGAACUGGGCUCAUUCUGUUACUGGAUUAGUUAGUGGGCCUUCUGGUGUUUCAAGUUCUGGCCCAGUGAAUUCUGGUGUUACUGGUCAGUUUGGGUUUGUAGCCGACUUGUCAUCCGCAUGCGAUUUGGUUGACUCGUGGAUUCCAGAUUCAGGAGCUUCCGCACAUAUGACUGGUGAGCUAUCACUUGUUUUUUAUUCGGGUCCUUAUACCGGUACUGAUCAGGUUGUUAUUGGUGACGGUACAUCUCUUGCUAUAUCUCAUAUUGGUUUUGCUCAUUUGCGCUUAUCUAGUAGUACCAUCACACUUAGACAUGUCUUAGUAGUUCCUGGCCUAGCCAAGAACUUACUAUCUAUUACUCAGCUUGUGAUUGAUCAUCCACUUACUAUUACUUUUUCUCAUGUUGGUUUGAUUAUUCAGAGCCUCACGGGACAGCUCCUCCACCACACGCGUGGUAGUCCUUAUCAGCUGUAUUUAUUGACUACUAUUGCAGCUGUUUCUCGAGAGACGUAG
This is a messenger RNA of Helianthus annuus (common sunflower), 1668 nucleotides long. RefSeq lists its product as uncharacterized. The record is from RefSeq and is a predicted model, not a curated record. The transcript has a single exon. Lineage: Eukaryota; Viridiplantae; Streptophyta; Magnoliopsida; Asterales; Asteraceae. Bases 1 to 1668 code for a protein of 555 amino acids.